This is a messenger RNA of Caenorhabditis angaria, 706 nucleotides long. The record is from the annotation of a GenBank genome assembly. NCBI's taxonomy places the organism in Eukaryota, Metazoa, Nematoda, Chromadorea, Rhabditida, Rhabditidae.
AUGUUGAGACUUUUUAUCAGAAGAUCUUACUGUACAAAAAAGUUCCCAGAAGUUGCUAAACGCAAGAUUGCAUUUGAAGGAGAUGAAGUUUUAGUUCGAGAUAUCCCAUAUAUUUCAGAGGUAAACUUUUCUGGGCUCUAUCCAUAAAUAUUCAUUGAUCCAUCCGAUGUUCUUUUCAAAACAACAAUAACAUCUCAAAAUUCAGAUUCUUGAUGAAAAAUUAUCCGAAAUUCCAAAUUUCGAUGCAAAACUUAUCGCACAUUUGGAACGACUUUCACUUGUUAGAUUUGAUUCAGAACAGGCAGUUGCAAAUCUUCGGAAAUCUGUGAAAAUGGCGCAAAAACUUGAACUUGUUGAUACAGAGGUAGUUCUUCAUUUAAAGAAAAAUGACCUCAUGCCUAUAUAAUUUUUAUUCCAGAAUGUCGAGCCGAUGUAUACAGUUUGGGAAAAUCAGGAAUGUCCAGUUUUUGAAGAUGUCGAAGAGAAAUCUUUGGAAAUUGAAGAAGUUUUCAAGAAUUGCACUGAAAGAUUUGAUGAUUAUUUUGUAACUCCGCCUGGAAAUAUUGCACUAGAAUCAAAAGAUCGAUUCGAUUUGAAUGUUAUAAAUGAAUGGGAUAAAAUUGGAAAACCAACAGCGCCUCAACUAAAAAAUCAAAAAACUUGGAAAUUCCUCAUAACUUUAGUUGUAAUGAAUAAAAUAUCAUGA